UUGCUCAAGUAAUUCGGGGAUAAUGAGCCAGUCUCAGCAAACAUCGUCCUGGUCCGUGGAAGAGGUGUUGGAAUGGAUUCAGGAGCAGCACCCGGAACACAUUGAGUCGCUCUACAAAGGCAUCAUGAAACAUGACAUAUCAGGCCGAGCUUUGCUGAGACUAAAGGAGCAUCACCUGAAGCUUCUCGGGGUGGAGGAUAACGAGCAGCAGCAGGAAAUAUUGCAGGACCUUCUGCUCCUCAGAGUUCAGGAAGAAAUCAAUGAACUCAAUGACAUCUGCUCUGGAUGGCAAAACGACAGAAGGAUACCCAGCCGGGUUUUUUUAUUUCCCGUCUAUCCAUUCAUCUGUGCGAAGGAGAUUGAAAGGAUUGAUGGAAAUAACAAGAGAAGGUGAAUGGAAAGGGGGAUCGAUGGGGAAGAGAAGCGAGAAAGAAACCCAUUUCCUGUGUGAAAUUUGACCAGUGCAGAUGGAUGAGAUUAGUUUUUGUCUGGUUGUCCCUUUUUGAUCCCCUUUUGUCCAUUUGUCUCUGUCUUUCCCUUCUCUCUGUAUUCCGUUUAACCAUACCAAUAUCAAAUAACCUACGAAGAAAUCUGUAUUAAAUAAGAGAUAGAGUCCAAGAAUUCCCUUGUGGUUGCUGCUGAGAACUGCAAAUAAGCCAGAAUUUGAUGCAAGUAUUUUAAAAGUCUAGAAAAUGUUGGAAUAAGAAAUAGAGAAUGCAUGUUAUUUUUGUCUUGGGAAAAGGAAAAAAAGAAGUGUUUAACAUGUGGGGCAACCAAUUGUGCCCUUGCACAAUCAAUUCUGCACAUACAAAUGGUUUUAAAAAUACUCACCUGUACACUGUCUCCUGCAUUGUCUACAUU
Fundulus heteroclitus (mummichog) is the source of this 861-nucleotide messenger RNA. RefSeq names its product sterile alpha motif domain-containing protein 12-like. The transcript has 3 exons. The record is from RefSeq and is a predicted model, not a curated record. The coding region runs from base 23 to 394 and encodes 123 amino acids. Gene Ontology annotation, cellular component: cytoplasmic side of plasma membrane. Gene Ontology annotation, biological process: cell surface receptor protein tyrosine kinase signaling pathway. Lineage: Eukaryota; Metazoa; Chordata; Actinopteri; Cyprinodontiformes; Fundulidae. Gene Ontology annotation, molecular function: protein binding.